Messenger RNA from Cryptotermes secundus, 2674 nucleotides. Its product is annotated as ketosamine-3-kinase. NCBI's taxonomy places the organism in Eukaryota, Metazoa, Arthropoda, Insecta, Blattodea, Kalotermitidae. The coding region runs from base 415 to 1362 and encodes 315 amino acids. The record is from RefSeq and is a predicted model, not a curated record. The transcript has 8 exons.
CAGCUCCAGUAUCAAAUGCGGAUCAAAUAGGCAUUAGUGGGAUGUGUUUGGCUCGCUUAAAGUAAAGUGUUUGAUUAGUUAUUACCUUACACCCCUAUUUUUCUUUGUUGCAUUAAGUACGAAACGUCAAACGUGUAUAGGAUAUGUCAGUGUAUUACUAAAGUAAGCCCGUUUUGUCACAUUCUGAGCCUGGUUUUAAACGAGAAGGGAGUCUAAUCUGUGAAGCACACCGAAAAGUUAUUUUAUUCAAUUUGAUUUUCUGAGGUUUCGGUAUGCUGAGAUAAGGCUGUCUUCCUACAUUGUUAUGAACCGUAUAACGUAAUGUGCCAGAAGUAAUUUCCUGGUUCCACAAGCGUUCAAGACAUUUUGAUGCAACGGACUGUGGAAUAAAAUACACAGGAAAAAGGAACCAGGAUGGAUCAACUUCUGAAGGAAGCACUAGGGACAGUCACCUUGAAGAAAACGGGGAAAGGAGGUGGUGGGUGCAUAAAUGAAGGAGAAGCGUAUCUCAUUGACACAGGGACUGUCUUUGUGAAGUACAACAAGAAGUCACAGGCACGGGAAAUGUUUGAUGGUGAAAGUGACUCUUUGAAAGCCAUAGCUGCAACGCACACACUACGCGUUCCAAAACCACUUCAUGUACUGGAUAACCCUGAGGGGGGAGCCAUUCUGGUGUUGGAGUAUCUGGACAUGAAGGGUCUGACCCGCUAUUCCCGUCAGCUUGGAGAGGAGUUGGCCAGAAUGCACCUGCACAAUUUGGCACUGGGAAAGAAACAGAAAGAACAGGAGAGCUAUGUCGGGGGACAGGGAACUGAAAGUGAGAAUGAAGAUGAAGACAAGCCAGUGUUCAUAAGUCAGUUUGGCUUUCAUACUACAACUUGCUGUGGGUAUCUGCCCCAGGACAACACAUUCUGCGAUGACUGGCCGACUUUCUAUGCAAGACAAAGGCUUGAGCACCAAUUGAAAUUGAUAGAAAAAGAUUAUGGUGACAAGGAAGCAAGAGAACUCUGGUCCAGGCUUCAGCACAAAGUUUCAGACUUCUUUAAGGACCUGACCAUAGAACCAUCACUGUUACAUGGAGAUCUGUGGGGCGGAAAUGUGGCAGAAUCAACUACUGGACCAGUUGUUUUUGAUCCAGCUUCAUUUUAUGGACACCAUGAAUUUGAACUGGCCAUCGCUGGAAUGUUUGGGGGUUUCAAUAGUACAUUUUAUCAGGCAUACCAUAAUCUGAUUCCUAAAGCUCCAGGAUUUGAAGUCAGGCACAAGCUGUAUCAACUUUAUCACUACUUAAAUCAUUGGAAUCAUUUUGGAACAGGCUACAGAGGAUCAAGCAUUUCAAUAAUGAAACAUCUGGUCAAGUGAAUCUGCUGAAUACUGCCACUACUGUUGCUUCUCAAAUCUGCAUGUUGCAUGUUAGAUAUCUAGAUAUAGAGCAGUGCAGUGAAUGUGAUAAGUUGCAACAAAUUAGAGAUAUUAAUGGCUACAUUCCAUUUUGGUGAUUGGUGCUAGUUAUCUGCAAAGCUUUAAACGCUCUACGCUCUCUUUUACCCAUUAGUCAGUUUAGAUAACACAUUUCUCUGUAGGCCAUUAUUGGUUGGUAAAAUGCUAUUCAUUGUUACAUUGUUGCAGAUAUGUGUAUAUAGGAAACUGGUUUGGAUGCUAGAGAGAGUUUAGCUAUUGUAUUCAUUGUGAUGUCUUCUAAUUGUUACUGUUAGGGACAUGAUAUAUUAUUUCGUAGAUAUGCACUGUUGUUUAGCGAUAUUCUAAUUUUAUUGAAAAUGUGAUCGUGAGUGGAAAGAUUAGAAGUUGCAGCUGUUCUUCUAAGAGUGAUAGGUGAAUCAUCGAACUUAGAGCAGUUUUAUUUCUAUUGUCUGAUGGUAUCAUCAGUGGAAAUUUUAACUUACUAGAGAGCCGUCCUAUUGCGUUACAUGUUACUGUAUUUACAAGAAGUUUUAGUGAAGAAUAUUGUCAUCUCAUUUAUAGGCUUUGGUGAUGUGGUAAUAUGUAUGGGCUCACUGCACCAGAUAUAUCCGAGUACUAAAGUGUACAAUGUCCAUCAGUUUAUGGAAACAGCAUUUGAUAUUAGAGAAUCAUUUGCAGUUCAAACGCAGAUUAGAACAAAACACAUUCUGAAAUCUCACACUUGAAAGUAAGGUAAAUGUAUUUAGAGAUGUUGUGACACAGCACAAAGAAUAAAAAAAAAAUCUCAUUUUCACCCAAAAGAGAUGGAACACUCUAGUAGUCAGGUGAUGAUCUAUUGAUGCUUGAAAUCAUCAAGACAUGACUGUUAUCCAAUAUCAGUGGGACACUAUAGUGAAGAAUAUUGCCACCAUGUUGGAAGAGGUUGCUGGUAGUACUGUGGUAGGAUAUUUGUUACGCAAGGUCCAUUUUAACGUGUAGUGACUAAAUUUGUUCUUCGACCUGAGUAGUGUCAUUGAUCCUGCUCAGUAUGUAGGACCAGCAUGUAUCUGUGCUAGUAUAUUUUUUGAAUGCACAUAACGUAAUAUUCGUAUCCUGUAAAGGUGAAGGAUAGAAAUCCAGAACAUUAACCAUCUUCACUGGUUGGAAACAACAGUAGAAACAUAGCAUAGUUUCAGUUUAUGCUUACUAUUAUUGUAUUAUAGUACUCGUACAGUGCCACCAGUAUACCAAAUAUACACUGGCUAAAUGAGAA